AUGACCGAAUCUACGGACGAUACUUCUGAUUUUGUACAAGCCAUGAUCGCCGAUCGUAAAGAUAUCAUGAUAGAUGGGAGGAGGCUUACAAUUUCAGCAAUGGACAAGUCAAUCAGGAUGCUUUUCUUGGAUUACCCAAUUCUGGAUACUUCUUUGUCAUAUAUACCUAUAUACACACACUUAGAAUUAAAACCUUUGAAGACUAUUCAAACGCCAAUAUUACCGCCACUUUUGCAGAAGCAAAAAGAAUUGACGUAAGUCGUUUUAA
Molecule: messenger RNA, 268 nt
Organism: Dufourea novaeangliae
Lineage: Eukaryota; Metazoa; Arthropoda; Insecta; Hymenoptera; Halictidae
Exons: 2
Coding region: 1-258 (85 amino acids)
Source: RefSeq, a predicted model, not a curated record